Molecule: messenger RNA, 2520 nt
Organism: Prunus persica (peach)
Lineage: Eukaryota; Viridiplantae; Streptophyta; Magnoliopsida; Rosales; Rosaceae
Product: putative pentatricopeptide repeat-containing protein At1g12700, mitochondrial
Exons: 1
Coding region: 370-2262 (630 amino acids)
Molecular function (GO): protein binding
Source: RefSeq, a predicted model, not a curated record
ACUUAUGACUGCUUAUUUGUUACGCAUUUCAAGCAUACAUAUCGUUAUAUCUUAGUUUGUAGUGGCUCUUUCUUUCAAUCAAACCUCCCCAAAUUGUACUCGUUCAUUAAACUGUAAAUACUGAACACUGAAGAAAAUGUAGAAAAGAACUAACCCUUACUGAAAAUAAUGAAAAAAAGAAAAGAAAGAAGGAGGCAUGGUAAAAGAUAAAUCUUAACACUAAACGAUGAGGACUCCUAAACGAAAGGUACGGAACUUUUUAUCCAAGUUUAGAAAAAGGAAAGUUUUUGUGGAAUUCAUGAUAACACAGACUUGAGCUUUCUCGAGGAAACCAGUUGGAGGGAGGUUUGAGCGCCCUUUUACUCAGAGAUGCUGAAGAUGAUGAUACGGACUACAACUGCUGCUACUUCUUCUUCUUGUUAUUGCUGGAACAGCAGAGGUAUGAAUUGUCUUCACUCUAACUCCAGUUUUCUCGUUUUCGUCAACAAUUACUUUGCUUUCUUUCACUCUCAACCUUCGAAACCGAUCAAAUCUACAAGAACCCAACUAGAGCAGCCAAAAAGAGACUUACCCAAAAUCACAAAUGUUGAGGAUGCUUUCAAUGUGUUCGAUAGAAUGCUUCAAAUGCGCCCUCUGCCUUCUGUUGUCCGUUUCAAUAAAUUCUUGGGUCAAGUUGCAAAAUUGAAACAUUACUCGGCCGUCAUCUCAUUCUAUAACCAAAUGGUUGUGUCGAGAAUUGGACAUGAUGUUUGUAUCCUAACCAUUCUCAUAAAUUGUUAUUGUCAUCUAAACCAAAUGGGGUUUAGUUUAUCUGUACUGGGAAAAUUCUUCAAACUUGGUCUUGAACCAAAUGUCUUUACCUUCACCACUCUAAUCAACGGCUUUCUUCUCGAGAAUAGAGUGGCGGAGGCAGCAGGAAUUUUCAACAAAAUGAUUGCGGGAGGUAAUUGUCAGCCUAAUGUGGUUACUUAUGGCACACUAGUUAAGGGCUUUUGCAUGAAAGGUAACAACAGUGCAGCUAUUCAAUUGCUUAGGAAGAUGGAGGAAGGAGCUUGCAAGCCUGACCUAGUUGUCUAUAGCACAAUCAUCGACAGUCUUUGUAAGGAUACACUAGUUGAUGAUGCAUUAAACUUCUUCUCAGAAAUGAUGUGCAAGGGUAUUUCCCCAGAUGUCAUUACCUAUAACUCUUUGCUUAAUGGAGUUUGCAAAUUAGGUGAGUGGAAAGAAGCUGCAAGGUUGUUGAAUGACAUGGUGGGUAAAAAUAUCUUUCCAGAUGUGUGCACAUUCAGUGUCUUGGUAGACACAUUUUGUAAGGAGGGGAUGGCUGGGGAAGCAGAAGGCGUGGUCGAAAUGAUGAUUGAAAGAGAUAUUGAACCUGAUAGGGUUACAUACAAUUCACUUAUGGAUGGUUACUGUUUGCGAGGAGAAAUGAGCAAGGCUGGAAAAGUUUUUAAACUAAUGCUUAGCAAGGGAUCGAUGGUUGAUGUUGUUUGUUGCAACACAUUGAUAAAUGGAUAUUGUAAGCAUAAGAUGAUGGAUGAGGCCAUGAUGCUACUUCGGGAAAUGACUUGUAAGGGACUGGUUCCGGAUAUCGUUACUUAUAACACUCUUGUUGACAGUUGUUGCAAAGUGGGGAAAUUAGGUGAUGCACAACAGUUGUUCUCAGAGAUGCAAGCUUGUGGUCAACUUCCAGAUGUUCAAACUUAUGCUAUUCUGCUGGAUGGCCUGUGUAAAAACCAACAAAUUUCUACAGCAAUCCAACUGUUUAAAGAGAUGGAAGGCAAGAAGUUGGAUGCAGAUAUUGUGAUUUACACUAUUCUUAUUGAAGGUUUGUGCAUAGCUGAAAAAAUUGAAUCUGCAAAGGAACUCUUUUGUAGUUUAUCAUCAAGAGGGCUUCAACCGAAUGUAAGGACAUAUACCAUAAUGAUUAAUGGACUCUGUAUUGGGGGCCUAACAAGUGAAGCAGAAAAGCUGCUUAUCGAAAUGGAAGAGAAAGGUUGUUCUCCAAAUGGUUGGACCUACAACGUAAUUAUUCGAGGGUUUAUCAAUAACAAUGAGACAGUAACGGUGACAGGACUUAUUCAACAAAUGGUGGAGAAGGGUUUCUCAGCAGAUGCAUGGACUACAGAAUUGAUAGUUGAUCUAUUGGUUAAAGAUAAAGUAGAUCCUGCAUUGUUGCCAUUGAUGCAAAAAGAGAAUUAUGAACUUAAUUUGCCUCAGUUAAAGUUGAACAGAUCUUCUGACCAUCCCAAUAAACAUUGAAGCUCUUCCACCUCUGGCAACCAUGGAUGUGUUAUAUCUGUCAUCUCUAAAUCCAUCAUGUGACAAUGUUGAGCAGUAGAUAUAAAUUUACCGAUAAUCGUAACAUCUUUGAAACAAUUGGCUUGUUUUUUUGUACGCAGGUCUUUUUAAGUUUCUUUCACAAACAUUGUGCAAUUGACUGACUCUGCGUGUUUACGUUAUUUUGCGGUAUACAGACUUGGUUAUAUAAAGAUAUCAUUGGGGGAUAUCCUGUGAUCA